UGCAAAAUGGUUAUUUAUAUAAUAGCAUGAUACAUAAUAGCACAUAACUUCGACACCAAAGAAAGCCUGCAUGACAAAAAUGUCCGAAUUAAAGAACCAAACAUUGAAACAACUUUUAAAAUUCAAUGGCAAAGCCAAAGGCACAGACUACACAUCGUUAUUAAGUUACAAGUUAGGUUUAGGCCAAUAAUAGGUGUAUUAUUAAUAUUCCAUAAUGGCUUGUCUGAUCUUUAUAAUACUUUGACAAGUCUAUUUAUGUAAUAUGUAUAAAUAUAAAUAAAACGGGUCAAACAAAAUGAACACUCAAGUCAGUGGUAUCAGGUCGUUUCGUACCCAAAAGCAUACCAGUUCGUACCUAAAGGCAUACCAGUUCGUAACCAGAGGAACAUCGGCAUACCAGUUCGUCACCACAUUUGUACAUGUUAUUUAAUGCGAUUAGAAAUUGUCACGAAGAAUCAUGUCAAGCGAAGUCAGCUUAUUUGUUGAUAUAUUUCAAACACAUUACUUUCUACGUCCGUUCGGACUAAGCAAAAAGCAGAUUGGACGUGUUGCGACAGAUACUAAAUAUGUGUUCAAGCAAAUGGAUAAAUUAAAACAAAAAGUUGUAUUCUUCUAUCAAAAAUGUAUUAUAUCGGACAAUGUAGUCAUUAUUAGACCUAAAAAAAAGUCCACAUUCCAAAAACAUGGGAUAUCAGAUCUUAUUAUAUUUUUGUUAUAUGUGCGUGUGCGCACGUAAGUACGUGUGCGUGUAUGAAUGUUUUUGUUUUGAGCAUAUAUACGUAUGAAGAGAGGAUCGGUCUUGCGAAAUAUUCCGAUCGAUAUCUAGGAACGGUUAUGCAUAAAAAUAAACACCAUCGCUGCAUGUGGAAUCGACACCAAAUUACAAGACGAAAGAAUUGCUCUUUGGCUACGAAAAGGUGAUGAAAACCACUAUGGUUUCCUGAUGUGUAUUUAGCCUGUCCAAGCCAUCAUCUGAUUUGCUCUUGGCAAACAAAAACUAGUGGUGGUGACGCAAACCAUGUCAGGUGAAAUCUUUCAACCAAUGGAAACUCUCGAAGAUUUGGACCUGUCAAAGAGAAACCCGCUGCUGUGUUACCUGUGCAAUGAGCAGUACGAUGACCCGUGUAUCUUGGGAUGUUUCCAUAGUUACUGUUCACGAUGUCUUCGCGGAAGGGCAUCCGAUGGCAAAAUGGCUUGCCCUUUAUGCAGCUCAAUGACUGUGCUCAAAGAAGGACUCUCACUGCCACCUAGCGACAGAUUACUCAAGUUCAUGGUUGAGUCGUCACUGGAUGAAAAAGCUCAGUGUGCCAACUGUGAUAGAGACUGUGGUCACAUGUUUUUUUGUAACACAUGUUCUCAACCACUCUGCCUCACCUGCCGAGAUGAAACUCACAGUGCGAAGAUGUUCGCAGCUCACGAUGUCGUUCUCCUGUCGAAACGAACCAAAGACAUUCACAAGCAGUGCUCCCUUCAUGGUGAACCAUACAUCAUGUUUUCAGCAGAAAAGAAAAUCAUGCUAUGCAUAAACUGUUUCCGUGACAUGAGAAUUGAAAGUCGAGCGCAUUGCGUGGAUCUGGAGACUGCAUAUAACCAGAGCUGUAGAAAACUUGAACAGAGUGUGCAGACAAUCCGUGACCUACAGAACUCGACUCGUGAAGGGAUCUUGUUACUGAAAGCUCUGCUUGACGAAAUUCAUGUUAAUUCUGAGAAGGAAAGGGAGGCCAUUCUGCAGCUGUAUGAUUCCAUGCAGGAGAAGAUAACUGAGUGUAAACAAAGUUUACUGGAGGAAGUUGACAACCAGUACAAGGCUAAACAGUCGCUGUUUAAAGCCCAGCUGACCGACCUGAUGUCUCUCCUACCCACAAUCCAUGUUCAUCUUGUCACGGCAGCCGCCUUUUCAAGCUCGGCCAACAAGUUUGAGUUCCUCGACAUGUCAUACGCCAUGAUGGAGCGGCUGAAGUCAAUAGUACAUCGGCAGCACCCACUGCACCCGUUUCACAGCAGUCAGAUUAAUACGGACUUCAAAGGGCAGUUUGCAAAGAGCUUGGAUCAGCUGUUGUUUCAUGGGCGACUGAGUGCUGCGAUUUCAUCAAACUCUUCCAUGCAGCGGAAUGGAAAUGGUGUCACUCCUCCCCCAUCAAUAAGUCGAUUGGAUCUCUCGAAGUCUGGGAAUCCAGGUUUUAAGAUGAGCCCCAACAACUCUAGACGAGCUAGUGGAAGUGCUACGAAAAUCAAGUUUAUUGACGCUAAAGGGGUCUUUGCGGAACAUUGUGUGGAGUUUGAAACUUCUCAUAGAGAGAUGCUGCAGAGAUUGGAGAAGCUGAAGUCUGACGUUCAAGAACUUCAGCGCGACUUGACGCUGCGUCGCUGCUUGACGCGCAAGUCUGCUAUUCCCAACCUGAAGGAGUUGAUAUCCACCAUUGAACAACAGCUUGAAGUCCAUCGAGACACCAUUGAACAAAAACAACCCGCUUUAGAAAAGCACUGGGAAGAAAGUGUACAACGAAUGACUAAUGAAAAUGAGCUUUAUCAAGCUCAAAUUAACGAUGUUCAUCGCCUGCAGCAGGAAACUCAACAUCUGAAGCUGAUCGCGUCACAGCUGUCUUCAUUUGUCGACACCAUUUCCUUAGUUACCGAGAGACUCGCACCAAAAGUGGGUCAGAUCGCCGGUAACAUGGAACAUGACAAUCAAAUGCAGUCCCUCAUGGAGGAGAUAAACGCGGUACAACCCGACUCUCAACAGAGGGUUGAUGCUAUUCAGACUGUUGAAGUUGUCCGGGAAGAAAAAUCGGCCAAUCGUAAAAACCCUCUUGAUGAGGAACUAAUCAAAACAAAAGGACUGUUAAAAGCGACACCUGUGCGUAAAGAUGGCAGCCUAUUAUCAAAGCAAGACAACUCUGUUGAAUCGCAACCCAAGGCGACAGACGAGUUACAAAACAAAGACGAUUCAUUUCAUUGUUCCAAGGGAGACAAUCCCUCGGUUAACGACUCUGAACCAUCUGCUAAACGAAACUCUUUUACUUCAGCCAUAAUCAGCACAGAACUUGCCAAACAAGAAAAUACUUCAGUGCCUUUAUUAGACACAGACAAAACUGGUGGUAUUUUGGAGAACUUACCUCCACCAUCAAAUUCCAUAUUGAAAUUAUCAAACAAUGAAGGUGGUGAUAUGUCACGGAAAACCGACAUGGAAGAAUCGUCGUCUAAACAGGAGGAAGAGAACCUUGGUGUACAGAACAGUGGACACACGAUACCGAAGACAAAAACUGAUUGUAUCCAGGUUACUAAGAAAGGGAAGUUGGUAUGUCUUUCAGGUAAAGAGAGUGACCGACAAACGAACAAAGACAGCGUUUUGGUGAUUAACGGGGCCUCAGGAGAUGAAAAUAGUGAAAUCUUCAUUUCUCCAGUCAUCAAAAAUGGGCUGGUGGUUUCGAAGAAAGACGGAGUGAAGAAUGGCGAUUGUUUGGAAUUGACGGAGUGCAGCGUGGAAGCAACAGUUGUUCUCAGUGUUAAGAGUUGAUGUUUUCAAAAUUGUUUUAUAGUCAGUGGAGUUGUUUAGAAAGUAGUGCAAAGCAUGUUAGGUGCAUUUCAUUAAAGCAAUUUUCUACUAAGUAAUCUGCAUACAGUCAACAGUGAUCAAGAAUAACGUUUGAUGUCGCUAAUAUGUCAUUUAUCUGCAUUUCACUACAUUUUAACAUAGCUAUCAGUGUUCGAGAUUACAAAUUUUGAGCAGUAUCCCAUUUGGAUACUAACAUUUCAAAAUCUGGUAUCCCACCUGAGAAUUUAGUAUUCCACUUAAAUGAAAUUCAUAAAUAACAUCGUACCAAACUUUGACAACACUUAUUACUUAAUUUCACCAGUAAAUGACGACUUUCAUUGUUUCAGCGAAAAAUAAAAACGCAGGAUUAAAAAAAUCAACAACAUAAUAUGGUAUCCCGGUGGGAUACUGGGGUAUUGAAGUGUGGUAUCCAAAAUUAAAUUCUGGUAUCCCUGGGAUAUCGGGAUACCGUUAAUCUCGAACACUGGCUAUUGUAAACUGAUGGCGAGUGAUCUGAUCUGUAUUUUGAUUGGGAUCAAAUGAAAAUAACAUGAAAAUAACACCCAAAAAGCUAAUGACAUCAUUAGAAAGUGACGUCAUUAGCAAUUGGAACAGGCCAAAUUGACAGUUCAAGGGUCUACAGUUAGAUUGU
Molecule: messenger RNA, 4187 nt
Organism: Gigantopelta aegis
Lineage: Eukaryota; Metazoa; Mollusca; Gastropoda; Neomphalida; Peltospiridae
Product: RING finger protein 207-like
Exons: 16
Coding region: 1019-3517 (832 amino acids)
Cellular component (GO): perinuclear region of cytoplasm
Molecular function (GO): zinc ion binding; Hsp70 protein binding; transmembrane transporter binding
Source: RefSeq, a predicted model, not a curated record